Molecule: messenger RNA, 3315 nt
Organism: Cuscuta campestris
Lineage: Eukaryota; Viridiplantae; Streptophyta; Magnoliopsida; Solanales; Convolvulaceae
Source: the annotation of a GenBank genome assembly
GCGCCAAAACCCUGUAGAAGUCCGAAACAAGACACUCUUUUCACCUCAGCGAGUUCACCUUUGAAAAUUAGAUACAGAAAUUGCAUACAGAUAUACUGAGAUUGUGUCCGAAUGCGUAUUUGUUUGUACGCUUGAAGUAGAAGGGGUUUGGAAUUGGAGGGAGGCGAUUCGAGAUGGAGCUCCAGAACACAGUAAAGGAAGCCCUAAAUGCACUGUACCAUCACCCUGAUGACAGCGUCCGUAUGCAAGCCGACAGAUGGCUUCAGGAUUUUCAACACACCAUCGACGCAUGGCAGGUGGCUGAUAAUUUGCUUCAUGAUGCUUCUAGUAAUCAAGAGACUCUAAUUUUCUGUUCACAAACUCUCAAAAGCAAGGUUCAACGGGAUUUUGAAGAACUGCCAUCCGAAGCUUUUCGUCCACUUCGCGAUUCUUUAAAUACAUUGUUAAAAAUAUUUCAUAAAGGUCCUCCAAAGGUUAGAACUCAGAUCAGUCUCGCUGUAGCUGCAUUGGCUGUUCAUGUUCCUACUGAAGAUUGGGGAGAUGGUGGCAUAAUAAAUUGGCUUGGAGAUGGGAUGAAAUCUCAUCCCGAGUUUAUACCAAGUUUUCUUGAGCUUAUCAGAGUCUUGCCUGAGGAAGCAUACAACUACAAGAUAGCUGCACGUCCUGAUAGACGUCGCCAGUUUGAAAAAGAACUUGAGUCUGCAAUAGACACAGCCCUUUCCAUCUUGUCUGCAUGCUUGAAUGUCAGUGAACUCAAGGAGCAGGUCCUGGAGGCAUUUGCCUCUUGGCUGCGUUUAAGACAUAGAAUUCCUGCAGCAACUCUUGCUUCACACCCUUUAGUACUUGCCGCUCUCACGAGCUUACAUUCAGAUAUACUGUUAGAGGCAUCUGUAAAUGUUGUUUCUGAACUAAUACACUAUACGUGUGUAAGAGAUUCAGAUAGAGUCUCCUCUCAAAUGCCUUUGAUUCAAGUAAUUGUUCCUCAAGUUAUGAGUUUAAAACCUCAGUUGAGAGAUUCUUCGAAGGAUGAGGAGGAUGUAAAAGCCAUUGCUCGUUUAUUUGCUGAUAUGGGUGAUGCAUAUGUUGAAAUAAUUGCAACUGGUUCUGAGGAAGCGAUGCUUAUUGUGCAUGCAUUGCUUGAAGUCACUUCACAUCCUGAAUUUCAUAUUGCUUCAAUGUCAUUCAACUUUUGGCAUAAUCUUCAAUUGGCAUUGAUUGAAAGGGAUUCCUAUCAAGAGCUUGGUGGUGAAGCAGCAAGUGUGGCAGAGGGAAAUCGCAGAUUGCAGGUCUUCCGCUCAUCAUACGAGACACUUGUUUCAUUGGUCACCUUCCGGGUUCAGUAUCCUCAAGAUUACUCAGAUCUUUCGAAAGAGGACCAAAAGGAUUUCAAGCAGAUUAGAUAUGCUGUCGCAGAUGCCUUAAUUGAUGCAGCAUUGGUUUUAGGGGGGGAGGCUACGUUGAAAAUUCUCUAUAUGAAGCUGGUUGAGGCAGUCAGUUGUUGUGGAACGGACUGGCGUCCAGCAGAGGCUGCCUUGUACUGUAUAGGAGCAAUAUCAGAUUUUGUUUCUAUUAGAGAUGUGGAAGUGAUGCCUCAGAUCAUGUCCUUGCUGCCUAAGCUCCCUCAUCAAUCUGAACUACUUCAGACCGUCUGCUCAACUAUAGGAGCUUAUUCAAAAUGGCUUGAUGCUUCCACAAAUGGGUCCUCAUUGUUGCCCUCACUCCUAGAUAUCCUAGUGAGUAGCAUGAAUAUGUGUGAAGAUUCUGCAGCUGCGGCUGCUUUGGCAUUCAAAAAUUUAUGCAGUGACUGCAAGAAAGAACUUCACAGAUAUAUGGAUGGGAUCUUUCAAAUAUAUGAAAGAGCAGUAAGUGGUGAAGGCACUUUCAAGGUUUCUGCUGAGGAUUCAUUGCAUCUGGUUGAAGCUCUCAGCAUGAUUGUAACGGAACUAACUUCUGAAAAUGCUAAGAAGGCACUUGAGGCAAUAUGCUUGCCUGCAGUGUCUCCGUUGCAGGAGAUUAUCAAUCAAGGUCCUGUUGUAUUGGGUCAAAAAACACCUCGUGAGCUCACUGUUCAUAUUGACCGACUUGGAAAUAUUUUUAGACAUGUAAAUCACCCGGAAGCUGUUGCUGAUGCAAUUCAAAAACUCUGGCCAAUUUUUAAGGCUAUCUUUGAUAACCGUGCUUGGGAUAUGCGGACCAUGGAGUCUCUUUGUCGGGCAUGCAAAAAUGCUGUGCGGAUGUCUAAGCAGCUCAUGGUAGUUACUAUUGGAGCAAUGCUUGAGGAAAUACAGGUGUUGUACAGACAACAUCACCAACCUUGUUUCCUUUAUCUCUCUAGUGAGGUUAUUAAGAUAUUUGGUUCAGAUCCAUCGUGUGCUUCCUACUUAAAAAUUCUCAUUGAGUCCCUUUUUAGUCAUACCACAUGUAUGCUUACCAAAAUUGAGGAGAUCACUUCUAGACCAGACAUAGCAGAUGAUUGUUUUCUGUUGGCGUCAAGGUGCAUACGCUAUUGUCCUCAUCUGUUGUUCCCAUCUCCGGUGUUUCCAUCAUUAGUGGACUGUGCCAUGGUUGGUGUCACAGUUCAGCAUAGGGAGGCUUCCAAUUCAAUACUGCACUUCCUAUCUGAUACAUUUGAUCUUUCAACCUCUUAUCAAGGAGAAAACUUUGUCUCUAUCAGAGACAGUAUAAUUAUUCCCAGAGGGGCUACCAUUGCUAAAACUUUAGUUGCUUGUAUUACCGGAGCACUUCCUACUUCACGGCUAGAAACGGUAUCUUAUGCCCUAUUUUCCUUGAGUCGCACAUACGGGGUAAAAGCUCUUGACUGGACAAAGGACUGCGUUUCUUCAAUCCCAUCAACUGCUGUUACUGAGUUGGAAAAGGCAAAGUUCCUACAAGCGUUAUCGGAGGCAGCAAGUGGGGCAAAUGUGAGUGGACUGGUAGUUCCCAUCGAAGAAUUUUCUGAGGUUUGCCGCCGCAAUCGAACGGUUCAGGAGAUUGUACAAGGAGCUUUGAGGUGACAUGAAAUCAAGCCUUGGAGUGAAUGUGUACCAUUGUUGGAAUCAACAACAUAGAAGGGCUGUUUUUUUUUCUUGCCCUGUUUUGCAUAGGGAAGUAGUUGCUUUUUCCAGUUUUAAAGUUUCUAUUUUACUUUAUCUUUGUCUAUGUGUGCAUUGUGAUGGAGAUCGGUAUAGUUUUAUCUAUGCUCGUUGAGGCAAGCCGAGAAAUGUAAUGUUGUAAUUUGUUCUCUUAUCAUUAUUAUUUGUCCAUGUAAAGUCAAAAGAAGUUAAAGUCAUUUUUUAGACCUGAUUGGAUCAAGUC